GUAAUUUACGGUGAUUAGAUGCGUGACUAAUUGCAGAAUACAUUCGCGAAAUAUACACAGUUAAAGUGAGAAGAGAAGAGCGCGCUGCGUCAAGGAUACUCGUGGACCGCAAUGGCAGCUGUGACGGUGGCGGUGGUGGCGGUGGCUGAAAUGUCAGAGGAACAUUUUGAAAAUCUUUGGUUCGGCGCAUGCGUCCCGGUGCACUCAGCCUCCGAUGGAGCGCGAUGGACCUGUCGUCGUCUCUGAGCUACUGCUGCUAGAUGAAACGCUCCGCGCCGAGAGGAAACUACGCAUCUCUCCGACGACGCCGGGAAUCGUGGAUCCUCGAAUUAUUCGAUCGACAAUCAUCGGAUCGACAAAUAAUCAGUGCGUAAUCGUGAGUGUUAUUGAUCAUCCUUUUACGAAAUAAACAAUCGUCUGCUCUCGUUUCGACACGAUCGAUAGCGAGAAAGAUCUUUCCGGAGAGAGAAAGAGAGAGAGAGAGAGAGAAGCGCCACCCGUUAUAGAAAGAGAAAGAGAGUGCGUGUGUUGUCCGAGGUGCUCGAUCGCUGCGACAAUUUCCAAUGCGCUUUUCGUGCGGAUGUCGAAAUUGGCAGAGACGGACGAUCCCUAAACGAGUGAAUGUUCCAUGAAACUGAAUUCGAGACGCGGCGGCGAGAGAUGCCGGAUGAAAAUCGCGACCAGCUGGCGAGAGACGGAGGAGGAAACGUAUCGGGAGGACGCAGAGAGUCCUCGAGGGGUGGCAGCUGCGAGCCGGAUCCUCGUAAUCGAGGACUAACCGCAACGAUGAUUCCGCUUCCGCGCACUGGCCAGUUCGCGGCCGCCUCGCAAAAUCAGAAGAUUGUCAAAACGGAGAAAAAUCGACUGAGACUCAUCCUAGAAAGCCACGGGACUAUUGAUAAGGAGCGGAGAAUUGGCAUGCAAGAGGAGGAGGAGGAGGAGGAGGAGGAGCAAGUAUCGCAGAAUAAUUGGCAAGUGUCGGCCGCCAACUGCUCGACUAUCGCGCAAUUCAGCGAGGAAUCUGGCGAUUCGUAUCGGAAGGGAAAGGAGAGCGCGGAUACCCGACGAGACCGAUUGCGCGCGACGGAGGGCCGCGUGCCGUGCGGUUCGGCGGCGAGCGUCGGGGUGGAAGGCGUCGCCAGCGCUUGGGGUGUCCAGAGACGGCAGUCGCCGCCGCCCCUGAUAUCGCGCAGGCUGGAGUCGGUCGCUGACGGCGUCGCCGUCGCAGCAGCAGCGUCCUACAACCCCGUCGCCGUCACGCAGAAAUGCGUCGCUACGAAGAAGGGAGCCGUCGAUGCUGUCGCGCCGAGGCAGCCGCGGAUCUACCCGGGUCCUCCUCUCAUUGCUGAGACCAGCAAGGAAGAUGCUAUGGAGCCAGAAACCAAGGAGGAGGACGAGCGACGCUCAUCGACACCGAGUCCCGAGUUUUACUUGAGGAGAAGUAAACGUUAUAACGAGGAUGGCAGUAGCGAGGAGGAAACUAAGCAGGGUAGCACUUCGCUGCCCGGUCACAGGCUACCGUCUUCGUAUCGCGGAACUUGGCCCAUCAGAAGAGACGUAUGGGCUAAUCAGCAGAUUGGCUUUCCGGCCCAGCAGAGCACAUCACUCGCUGCGCACAAUGAUGUGGCCAGCGUGAUGAGUUUUUCAUCGAAUUCUGCGGGUCUCGAGAGUCAUUCCGCGGAGUUGCAAGGCCAUCGGCGACUGGGCGCCAAGGUAGACGUGGUAUACAACCUGUUGGGCAUGCUAGAGAAGAACGGUCGGGACGAUAUGAGCACCACUCUGCUUUCUAUGAGCACCUCUCUAGAUAGUUGCUUGGUGAUGAGACAAUCCGGAUGCCUGCCGUUGCUCGUGCAACUGAUUCACGCGCCAAGACAAGAUCCAGACACUCGGGACAGGGCUAUGCAAGCGUUGCACAAUGUGGUGCACGCUAAGAGCGACGAGAGAGCCGGUCGUCGGGAAGCGCGGGUGCUCCGGUUUCUCGAACAGCUGCGCGAUUAUUGCCAGAAUCUGAGGAUGUCCCUAGAAAGGGGCCAGCCUGCGGAUGAUCUCGAGAGAGGACAUCCCGCGGCAACGAUAGCCGCGCUCAUGAAGCUGUCCUUUGAUGAGGCUCAUCGUCAUGCUAUGUGUCAAUUGGGUGGUCUUCACGCGGUCGCGGAACUCAUCGAGAUGGAUCAUCUGGCGCACGGCAGCGAGAGUGACGACCAAAAUUGCAUUACAUUGCGACGAUACGCGGGAAUGGCGUUGACCAACCUGACUUUUGGCGAUGGCAACAACAAGGCGCUACUCUGCUCCUUUAAGGAAUUUAUGAAGGCUUUGGUCUCACAAUUAAAAAGUCCCAGCGACGAUCUUAGACAGGUGACCGCGAGCGUUCUAAGAAAUUUGUCCUGGCGUGCCGACAGUAGUAGCAAGCAGACUCUGAGAGAAGUAGGAGCGGUGACAGGUCUGAUGAAAGCCGCCAUGGAAGGUCGCAAAGAAUCCACUCUAAAAUCUAUACUAUCUGCUUUGUGGAAUCUGUCAGCUCACUGCAGCACAAAUAAAGUGGAUAUCUGCGCCGUGGAUGGCGCACUGGCUUUCCUUGUCGAUAUGCUGAGUUACAAGGCGCCAUCCAAAACGCUUGCGAUAGUCGAGAACGCUGGCGGUAUUCUUAGAAACGUGUCGAGUCACGUUGCGGUGCGAGAAGACUAUCGAGCCAUCGUGAGGGAGAGAGGCUGCCUACAAGUUCUUCUGCAGCAGUUGAGAUCACCCAGUCUCACCGUGGUCAGCAACGCCUGCGGAGCACUUUGGAAUCUGUCUGCGAGGUGUCCUCAAGAUCAGCGUCUCCUUUGGGACCUGGGAGCUGUGCCGAUGUUGCGCAGUCUCGUUCAUUCCAAGCACAAGAUGAUUUCGAUGGGUUCCAGCGCAGCCUUGAAGAAUUUGUUGAGCGCCAGACCCGGUUGCAAUAAUCUCGUUCAUUUGGAUUCCACGGCACGGGGACUCGGAUUAUCGACCCUACCGAGUCUGGCUGCUCGCAGACAACGGGCUCUAGAGCAAGAAAUUGAUCAAAAUUUGGCCGAGACUUGUGAUAACAUUGAGCCGAGUACUUCGCCGAUUAACAAGGACGAUAAGUUCACGUUUAAGCUAGAUCACAGUUUUCUCGGUAUCAAUACUCACGGUCUGCGCACUUACCAGUUGCACAGUCAGCCCAGCACAUCUACCGCCAAAUGUAACGGAGUAGCUAGGAGUGAAAGUAGAGAUUCCAUGCGUUCAGUGACAAGCACGCACUCUGACACCAUGUUCGAGAGAGUAAAUCGUCAUGUUCUGAAUGGCGCAUCGCCUACCGAUUCGCAGAUCAAACAACAAUCUUCGUCGCUUCAUUCCGCAGUUGGAUUUGACAGCGCAUGUAGCGACACUAACACGAAGGCCACUUCUUCCGAGAGGAAAUAUACUUUGCGUUACAAGAAUGCUAUACCUGAACGACUGAGACCAUCCGACGGCUUCGACAUGAACGAGCUGAGAUGCACAAAUUCUACUAUAUCAUGGGCUACAGCGCCCAAUCAAGAACCAUCUCAGACCUCAUUACACUCUUCCAUUGAGAAUAACAUGUCUCUGAUCGAUCAGAGCGCGUCAUCUUCGUCCAAGGCCGGCAGCCAGUCCAGCGUUUCCGAAGAAGCCGAAGCAACCGUGUGCGCUAAGUCGGAUUAUAGACGAACAACCGCGAAAGCGGUUGUUGAUAGCUCGAAGCCGGUCUCUUAUUUGCGUGAUAUUUCUCCCAUGAAGGAAAACGCAAAUUUCAGCAAUGUCUAUGCGGAGAAAGCUUUGUUGCGUCAUGAUACUCUGAACAGCAUUCAGAAAGCGAUAUCGCCUACAAUCGAUUCAGACGGUAAUUUGUUCGGCGAUUACGCCGAAACGGACUUGGAUCAGCCGACCGAUUACAGUCUGCGCUAUGGCGAGCAAACUAUAGACGACGAGAAGCAACAUUCCGGUUUCUUUUCGGCCAACGAUCAGGGACUUCUACACGAGGACACAGUUAGAACUUAUUACACGGAGGGAACGCCGCGUGAGACGUCCUUGAACUCAUCCAGGGCCACUUCCGCUUCUGAUCUGCAAGACGAUAGUCGUAUAAGGAACUCGUCGAAAAAGUUACCAGAGCGAUAUAAGGUGAGGCCCACUGAGGACCACAGUGAAUGCAAAGCGUUGUCCUUGACGGACGUGCCGAAAUUGAAUGACUUCGCCGAAUCAGAAACGCAAUUGAAUUUGCGAGGCGCGACGCAUCUUACGGACGAUGAGCGCGCAAAUCAUUCGUUACCGUACCUUAAGGAAGAUUUGGGCAAGCAGCUCAAGGCGGUUCAAGAAGACGCAUCCAUCCAAAAUCAUUCAAGUGUAAGAACGACGCCGAUUUCGAUGGUAUUAGGCAGCUCUGAAUUUAAUGAUGAUCACGAUGCAGAAUCCAGCUCUAGGAUUACUAGUUUAGACUCUAAAUCAAAUGAUUGCAAAAUAAAUAAAGAUCUACCGUCAAGUGACAUUGAAUUCUCAUCCAGUAAUAAUACCGGUUUAAAGACUUCUAAUAACGACUCGGGAUAUCAAAUCAGUGAUGGAGACGAGGAUGAUGAGGAUCUAUUAGCCGCUUGUAUUAAUAUUGGAAUGCAAAAUAACAGGCAUAGGCAUUCCUUCAUAGGAAAUAAUCUCGAAAAACUUCCUCGAUCGGAAAAUAAUCUGACUCGAUAUCAAACUAGUCUCGCUCUUGAUCAAGUCGAAUGUAAUGGAUCUGUAGAAUCUAACAGUUCGUUAUUUAAUAUAAAUUAUGCGGAGUCUCAUGGAACUACAGCUGAAAGUGAUUUAUCAGAGAAAAACAAGAAGGAUAAUAAUGAAAAAAGCGUUCAAUUGGAAGCAGCUACAGUGAUGACAAAUAUAAAUAACGAAUACAUGCAUAAUAUCGAGGAAUCAAAUAAUAUUUCAACCAUGACAGCAGUAAAAAAUGAUAAUCUUGAUAAUAAUUUCUCAGUGAUAACUGUAUUACAGAAACCUGACAUGUUCUUAAAUAAGAAUGUAUUCGAUAACUUUACCGUAAAUGAUGAAUGCGAUACAGUUAAAAAAGAAUCCAUUAUACGAGUGGACGAGGCAACAACCGAUGAUCAGAUUUCAACGGACAUUCCAUCAAUGAAGCAAUCAUUUACAAAAGAUUCCGAAAGUAGUGAAUCAAUUGAUUCUGUCGAGCAAUCCGAACACGCUCUUCUGGAACUGUGUAUCCAAUCCAAUAUAAAAUCCGAAAGCAACAUUACGAUCAACCAAAGCAAUGCAGACUACGUUAAAACGCAGUUAGAGUUAUAUAAUGAACAAAUAGACUUUAUAAAAGAAAGAAAUAAUAUUUCCGAAGAGCUAUCCGAGAUUGACGGCAAUGCGAGUGAAAAACCGGAGGCACCAUUCGAAAUUGUGAGGACCUCGGACGUUUUACAUCGCGAAAGCGCAGAGAAGCAUAUAAAAGAAGAGACGUAUAGACGACAAAGAGAUCCCGACGCUAUGAUUGCUUCGUUGGAUCGAUUAACGGCAACGUUAGUUCAACAAACUGAAGCCAUACGCGAACGAGAUUCCAGCACAAUGAAACAGAGUUUGACAUGCGACACAUGGAACGAGGAUUCUCCCAAUGACAUUUCUUUCCCCAGCAUCAGCAUAAGCGCGCCGCUGGUCGCUUCGUUCAACAGUGACGCACAAGAAGAUCAACGAACCAAUGUGUUGGAAAACAAUAUGCAAGUCGAGAAUAAUGAACAGACCGGCAUGACAGAAUCAAAGAUUAUUCAACGUGAAGCCAUCAAACUAGCGGAAGCCGUGCAUGCCGAGGCAAACAAUCAAAACGAGCUCGAGACGACGAGUUUGACAUCUAUCGAUCUCGAGGCAAUCAAACCGCCGUCCUCGAUGGGAAGUUUGCUAUCGUUGACCGCGAGCUAUGCCGGCUCCGCUGACAAUAGUGAAACUUUUGUCAAUCGGGACAGAUGUUAUUCCACAUCUCUGCCACCGGUAUCAACGAGAUAUUCCGCCGAUCCUCGCAAUGUACGGAAAAAGUCUCUGCCAUUUGGCGUAGUGGCUAAACGAGCGCUAGGCCAAAGUCAGAGUCAUACAUCUAGUCUGGAGAAUUUGCUAAACGAAUGUACUAGCUCUCAUCUGGAGAAUGUCAAGCCGCCGUCCAUGAUGGACGAAUUGCCAGAUGUGGGCGAUAUGGAGAACAGUAUGCUCAGCGUGGCUAGCAUCACAUCGGAGAUCGCGGACUCAAAGGAACAGGAUUCACACAGUCUGACCGGCAGUGACUCGGCGGUAUUCGAAAUGCUAAAGCCGGUCGCCAACGUAUUAUCCAUGACAUGCAUGCGUUACGCUGAGGGCAUGCAAAGCAGCGCGAACAACAGUCUGAGUGAGUGCCUGGAGAAUAUCAAUCCGCCGUCCCUAUUUAAUGAAGUGAGCGAGAUGGAUGAGUCCACGAUGGAAGCGACUACCGAUACCCUAUGUAGCGAUACUCUGUGCAUAGAAACAGAGCUGCACACCGACGAGGCAGUGCAUUCAAUCGUGGCGGAGGUGAUUGACGAAGCAGAGAAUGACACCGAUGAAGCGGUCACUCCGAUCUCAUCCGAAUAUUGUGUUAGUAGCUCGGCAGAAUCAACGCCGAAACGGCGCCCGCCGCAUCUAAAAUCUCACUUGACCCCGAAGCAGAAACGGAACUUGACAAAGGAGAGAUAUAAGACGUAUACCAUCGCCGCGGAGAUUGUUAAGAAAGAACAGGAAGAACGCCAGAAACAGGAUAGUACUUGCAACAAUGAGGAGGGUGAUAAAAUUCCACGUGAAAAGUACUCUCCCUUCUCGAAACUAACGCCAAAGCAACGCAGGCAAGAAAAUAGAGCGAGAUUCCAGACACAGGUGCUGGAAAAUCCCUUCCCGGAUUUAAAUCUGACUCAAACUCAGGAAGUACAGGAAGUACAGGAGUUAGUUUCAGCUAGAAAUUCUGGAGAAAAGCAAGAAUCCACAUCUCCUAACAAGUCCUCGAUUCCUACGCUUACAAAGUUACCCAUGUGCAGGGCGUUGAGAAGAAAACGCGGAGAUUCCCAAGAGAAUAAAGAGCGUUAUCGCACAAGGACGUUGGACGAUUCGGAAACCGUAUUUAAAGAGAUCGAGCAUAAUCCUGUUUCAAGCUCUAAUGCGACGGAAGAAGGGCAAAUAAACGCACAAGGAUACGCUCACGAGGAGAUUCAAACUAUGUUGGAGCAGAAUGCCACCAUCGUGUUGAACAAUUUGAAUGAAUCGAAUAAAGCUAACGGAGAUGAUAUUUUACGUUGCGAAACCGUUACUUUGACGUCACAUAAUUCCGAAGUGGAUCGCGACCUAAGAAUGCGCUUUGUAAACGGGCUUUCGAAGAAACUGAUGAGCACUCAACACGUUGACAACGCACAAACUCUUGCAAUAAAUAUCAACCAUGAGGAAGCAGAAGCUGAGUACGCACUCACUCACGAGGAUCUGGGCUCAGCGGAUCAGAAUGAAUUAGGCAGUGAUGAAGAGUCCAACUACGCCGACGAGGAACAGGAACCGAGAGAGACGAAGAGGCCGCGAAUAAUUAAGCCGGGAAUCCCGGGUCGAGAUCCGAGCGUGGAUUCCAACGCGACGGAUAAAUCUGAGCCGGAAAGCCCGAAAGCGAUUCGAGGACGAAGAAAGGCGCUUUAUUCGAAUCCAAUAACGCGAAAGCCGACACCGCAAUCAUCGCCGUUGAAGCAAGCAAACCUUAUCAGCGGAAUACCCAUAGGUCGCAGCAAUACCUCGCCCAUUGUAAGAGCUACUAGAGUCACCACUUUGCGACAGAACAGCAAUAGUUCAACGACUACUACAAAAGAUCUUCCGAAAAUCAACAUGAGUCCAAAGAAAACUCCAUCUGUUGCGAACGCGGAGAAAAAGACGCGAAACUUGGCAGCUGUAUCCAAGAGGGCCUCUGUACCUCAGAAGGGAUCUUCAUUGACCUUCACAAAAUCCACUAAGCGUCAUAGUACACCUUCGGCCUCCUCAUCGAAUUAUCAAAGCGAUAGUAAAUUGCCUGAGGUUCCGAUCAAGCCAUUGGAACGUCAAGGAACCUUUACAAAGGAUGAACCGGAGGUGGAGAAUGCGCCAACGGUGCAUUCCGCGUCCGGUUCCCCGGUAAAGACAAAGAUUGCCAAACCGAUUAAAGGCGCUUCGUCAAAGAUAUACCCGGCGACAGGAAAAUCCAAGAUCUCCGUGAAAGCGUAUCAGCCAAAAAUGACAGCCAAUAGCUCCGAAAAGAUGCAACCGCCUAAAGGACUGCUGAUGGCGCCGAAAAAGAUGUCCACUGGAAAGAUAAUUACGCCACCGAAAGUUCUCAACGCAUCCCAGAACGAUAAGACCUUCCGGAAGGUUGAUUCUCUCGGGCAACGAUCCAACAGCAAUUCCAGUAUAGUCGCCAAUUCGUCAACGAGCGUGCAAAAUCGUAAGCUGGCAAAGGAGGCGACAAGCAAAAUUGCAAGUCUCUGGAAAAAGGUCGAAGAGAGUAAGAACAAGCAGCGUUUCGAGAAACCGGAUACCAGGCAAUGGAUAAGGCCAGCCAAUAGUACCACCGAGGUGGACGCUGCACCCAUCGCCGCUGCAACAUUCAAUAACCCGCCGGCGUACAAAUUGUUUCGCAGUUCCACGUUCGAGGGGAUCUCCCAGGAGGACAGUAGCAGUGUCGAGACGUCGCCCUACAAGUCCAGAUCCAGACCACCAGUCUUAGGUAUGCAAGUCGGACCUGCUGGCCCAAAGUAUAGAAAUUCCUGUGACUUGACGGGCAUGAACGCCAACGAGGCACCUUGCAAGAUUCCGGUGAAAUCGUCCGAGGCGUACAAGCGCGAGACGACGCAGCUGGGCGAUAGCUUGGUGACCAUGAGGAAGCAACAGAGCGCUGAGUUCGGAACAGAAACAGAUCUCACCAAGAGGAUAUCCAGGCUCGGCUCCUUCAUCCGAGUAGAUCCGGCGACAGCAGCGGAAAACGGCGUCCGGACGCCGGCUUCGGCGAUCGUGCCGCCGUUCAACUAUAAUCCAAAGCCAGACAUUCCAUCGCAAGCAGCCAAACCUAGGUCGGACGAGGGUCAGGGUAAAUUCGAGAUGACGGAUUGUCACGCGGAAAUAGUCACGGGAUCCGCCAGAGUGACGACGGUAUAGGGGAGCUGGGACGAUCCCCAAAAACGAAGCGUAUAAGUUCUGUAAUAAUCGACUCUCUUCGUUCCAAGCUAGUCAUUGUACAUUUGCUUGCUUCUAUAUGUUCGCCCACAUUCGUCACAUGUGAUACGCAUUAUGAGUAGAUAAUUUUAAUCAUUUUCUUUUGCUGUCUCGCGUACAGAUCCUUCGACAUUUUACGCGAAAUAAUAAAAUAGUCACGUAUAAUAAUAUCCAUGAUAUAUUGUAUGCAUAAGCAUCGCAAUGCCAAUUUCUUCGAUACCGACAAAAAUGUGUGAAAUAUUAGCGGGAAAUCUUAAGAUCAUUCCUGUGUCCAUUUUAUCUGUUGUAUAUAUACAUGAUAAUAUAGAAUAAUUCCGAAUUUGAAAGAAGAGAAUCACAGUCGAAAAUCCAUAGUGCUUAGCGAUGAUCUUGGAUCGGUUAUUUAUUCAAUUUUGUAUAUAUCAAAAAAAAAAAAACGUGAGUGAAGAAUGUAGAAAGUUUUAAUAGUACAUGUUUAAAAUAUGCGUAAAGCAUAUGCACUGGUACAUCGCUGUACAUCUUUGUACGCGAAUAAGAAAAGACGCAUUCGCGGGGAAGAAGACCCGGCGAUCUGUAUUUUGUUUCUAUCAUAUAAACCGAUUCGUAUCAUCUUUCUCUUUCAAACGGAUGCAAAGUUUAAUUACUUUUUAAAGACUGAUAAGUAGGAUGAUGAAGACCUGGAAUAAGCUCGAGCAUCUUCGACCGAAGAUUAAUCAUAACGAGAUAAUAUCGUUUGUAUCGACUGUGUGAACGUAGAGCGGUCUAAAGUAGUUCGCUAAAACUGGGAUUAUAAUAACGGGACAAAAGAUUUUAUAAACAUUAUCUUAAGUUUCUAGUCUACAGGUAAUAUACACACACAUUCUAUUUUCAUCACACAUACUAUAUUGUAUAUCGCGGACAUCCGUUUCAUUUCUGAGUGACGUUUAUUGAAUUGACACUGUUACUUCUGUGGAGGUAAAUAUAUCAUUAAAAGGUGUACAGAUCACACAUAUGCAAUUAGAGAGAAAUUACUCAAGUCUCUGAAAUCGAAAUAUACUAUAAUUUUAUUAUUUAAUAUUGUUUUAUUUUUCAUUCAGAGACUGACGUAGGCAAGAUAUAUUCUUUUUUCUUUUAAUUUACUUAAUUUUCUUUAUCGUGUCAAUUUUCCUUCUGCGGGAAUCGUAUUAUUAUCGAAUUCUCAUCGAAAGGAGAGAGAUUACUUGGCAUGUGAAUUAGAAUUAUAUAUUUAAUUUUUAAGAGAUUUCUUUUAUGUAAACAGUUUUACCCUGUUCCAGUUCGAGUUAAUUAGAUUUAACCCCGCCAACUUGGAACCAUAUCAGGGUAUCUUUGCGUUGUUUCUUAAAACAUAUUUGGUCUGUACACUACGAGAUUAUUGUAAUUAUUUUUUUGUAACAUUAUUUCCACUCUAAGUUUUAAGAACAACUUUAAUUAUAUUUUGCGCUUUAAAUUUGCCAGAUAUCAUUAUAAUUUGUACAUUACUUGCAGUACAAUAAAAUUAAUAGCUAAAAAUACCCUUUUUUAUCGUAAACUCUAAAGAGAUAUGUCAUCGAUUGUCUGCAACUAUAAAAGAAUAAACAAUGUAGCGCAAAUAAAAAAUAUUUAUUAAUCCUUACAA
Messenger RNA from Cataglyphis hispanica, 10810 nucleotides. RefSeq lists its product as uncharacterized. Gene Ontology annotation, biological process: Wnt signaling pathway; positive regulation of protein catabolic process; nervous system development. Gene Ontology annotation, molecular function: beta-catenin binding; microtubule binding; gamma-catenin binding. The record is from RefSeq and is a predicted model, not a curated record. The transcript has 9 exons. Lineage: Eukaryota; Metazoa; Arthropoda; Insecta; Hymenoptera; Formicidae. Gene Ontology annotation, cellular component: catenin complex; cytoplasmic microtubule; beta-catenin destruction complex. Bases 622 to 9159 code for a protein of 2845 amino acids.